Molecule: messenger RNA, 817 nt
Organism: Chrysoperla carnea
Lineage: Eukaryota; Metazoa; Arthropoda; Insecta; Neuroptera; Chrysopidae
Product: uroporphyrinogen-III synthase-like
Exons: 4
Biological process (GO): uroporphyrinogen III biosynthetic process
Molecular function (GO): uroporphyrinogen-III synthase activity
Source: RefSeq, a predicted model, not a curated record
AUUUAAAAAUCGCCUUCUCUGUAAUUGGCUAAGAAAAAAUGAGAAAAAAUUCAAAUUCAAAAUGAAAGUCAUUUGUAAAGAAAUCUUAAUAUUAAAAUCACAAGAUGAUUCAGUCGAGAAUGAUAAUUAUGUAGAAUAUUUAACAAAGAAUAAUUUAAUUGUAAAAUUUUUAAAGGUCUUAGUGUUUGUUUAUAAAAAUUUAGAUAUAUUAAGUGAAAAACUGACCAAAUCGGACGAUUAUCAUGGUGUAAUUUUUACUAGCCCUAGAGCAAUAUUUGCUUGCCACGAAGCAAUACAAAAUGAAUCGUUAAUGUCCAAAUGGAAAGAUAAACAGAAUUAUGUAAUUGGAGAGAAAAGUCAAUCGUUAGCGUUGAAUUUAUUAGGAUUGAAUUGUUCGGGUCAAGAAAGUGGUAAUGCUAUUAAUUUAGCAAAAAUAAUUAUAUCGGAUGUAAGUGGAACAAAACAACCGUUUUUAUUUCCCUGUGGAAAUAUUAAACGGGAUGUGCUGAAAACGGAAUUACAAAAGGAAGAUAUUCAUUUAGAGGAAGUGACAAUAUAUGAAACAAUUAAAAAUCCUGAUAUUGAAACGGAAUUUGGUAAAAUUACCGAAAAUUUUACUCGAAUUCCUGAAGUUUUCGUUUAUUUCAGUCCUUCGGGAGUACAAUCGACAAAGAAUAUUAUAGAGCGACUUGGAAUUCAACACUCACUAAAAUUUAUUGCAAUUGGACCGACAACAGCCGAGGAAAUAACAAAAAUUGGAUGGGAAUUAAGUGGAUUUGCUGAGAAACCAACACCAGAAAGUUUAUUAAAAACAAUU